Molecule: messenger RNA, 3344 nt
Organism: Thunnus maccoyii (southern bluefin tuna)
Lineage: Eukaryota; Metazoa; Chordata; Actinopteri; Scombriformes; Scombridae
Gene: nphp1
Product: nephronophthisis 1
Exons: 20
Coding region: 116-2182 (688 amino acids)
Biological process (GO): protein localization involved in establishment of planar polarity
Cellular component (GO): cytoplasm; cilium
Molecular function (GO): protein binding
Source: RefSeq, a predicted model, not a curated record
GAAGAAGAACCUGGUUGCCUAGCGACCUGUGGCAGUGUAGCGUCUAGCAACAGCUAUGGCGUCCAGCUAGGCGAGCUGCUAAUACAUGGAUUAUAAACAAUAAAACAGCGUACAAAUGCCACCAAAAAGAAAAGGACCUUUGCAGCAGGUCCAGAGAGAAGUGGACGAAAUCAAAGGACAGGUGGAGAGUCUGUUAAAAGAUGUGCAGAGAAAGGUUGAAUCCACUGAAGAGGCAUUUCGGAGAUGUCAAGAACUGCAGAUUUCAGCAGAGAAGACACUAAAGACACUGAAGAAACUGACCAAGGCUGAUGAGCUGGCUCCAGUGGGAAACUAUGAUCAGAGGAAACUAGAAGAGGAGAGACGACUGCAGAACAUCUUGGAGAGUUUGAACACACUCUCUCUGGAGCUUUCACCACCAGGACCCAGUACUGCAGCAGGGGAUGCUUCAAAGGAAGAUAGUGAGGAUAACAAUGAUGACAGUGACGAGGAUGAUGAUGACGACGAUGAUGAUGAUGAUGAUGAUGAUGAUGAUGAUGACGACGACGACGCUGACCACGAAGAUGAGAAGCAAGCUCUGAAACCGCCCUCUCAGUCAGACCCUCGCAUCUACACAGCCCUCAGUGACUUCAGAGGAGAACAGGAAGGAGAUCUGUCUGUUCAGAGGGGGGAGGUAUUGAGGAUUAUCAGGAAGACAGCAGAUGGAUGGUGGCUGGCUCAGGACACUAAAGGCAACAGAGGAGUUGUUCCAAAAACCUACCUGAAGAUCGGCUCUAGUGUCAGUGAUGAAGAUAAUGAUGAAGAUGAGGAUGAUGAUGAUGACAAAAAUGAGGAGGAGUCAGAGGAAGAUGAUGAAGAACUGACUGAUGGUGCUGCACAUUCCAACUGGUCGACUGUCAGAAAGGCUCUGACUGAGAUCGAUGCAACAGAUGUGCUCUCUGCCAUGGGGGCUAUACCUUCAGGAUUCAGACCAUCAACUCUCAAUAAACUGCUGGUGGAGGAAGGUGUGACAUACAGAGGAAGUCAUUAUAUUCAGCCUGAGCUUAGCCAAUCACAGCUCUCCUUUAGUGACCUCUUCCUGGACCCAGAUACUGGCAGGGUGCGUGCUCGGCAGGUCAGGACUUGUGUUUGUUUCACUCUGUGGAGCUGCAGGAUGAUUCCUACUCCUGGAGUUGGCGUUCAGGUCCUCAGCAGACACAUCCGCGUCUGUGCCUUUGAUGGGACUCAGGUGUUGAGUAACAUCCACACAGUGAGGGCGACCUACAACUCCAAGAGCCCCAAGACCUGGAGCUUCUCUCCAAGGGUGACAGGUAUCCUACCCGCCCUCCUAGAUGGAGACUGUUUCCUACGUUGCAACUCUGCGUCUCCUGACCUCGGUAUCCUCUUUGAACUGGGAGUCACCUUUAUACGCAAUUCUACAGGUGAGAGAGGAGACCUGAGCUGUGGCUGGGCUUUUCUCAAACUGACAGAUGACACCGGAAAUCCACUCCCUAACAGGACCUAUGAGCUGCAAGUGAACGGUGGCACUCCCUAUGAGAAGGACGUAGCGGUGGAGGCUUCAGUCACCAGAGGAUCUCCAGGUGGUGUUUUCCAGCAGAUGCUUCAGUCCAGGCGGCAACCCAAACUGAUUGUAAAGUUGAAGUCAACCAACAGUCGGACCAGAACUCAGCUCAGUCUGCUUCCAGACACUCUGCUGCACAGUCUGAGCUGCGUCCACCUGCUCGCUCUACACAGACAGCUGCUAGCUGACACACUACUGAUGGACAGGCCUACCAUGCAGAAUGCAGAUCUUAUAUGCAGUCCUGUCCUCUCUACCUUCCCUGUGCUGUUGGACCAACCAGACCUGCUGGACGCUCUCAGGAGUGCCUGGCUGUAUGCUGAGACCCACAUGAGCAGAGCACAGAAGAGAGACUUGUCCUAUCUGAAACAGGAGUUUGUUAAAGUCUACAUGUCGUCGGUCUAUUUCCUCCUCCACUCACCCUCGCUGCCUCGCCAUCGCUGGGCGGACCCGCCCUCAGAGGAGCAGCGUGCCAGAGUCAUCUUCUCUCUCCUGGAUGCUCUCAAAAACUUCCAGCACACCAACGGGCAAUCAGGAGGCCCAGAGGUCUUUGUUGACUCUAUGCAUCAGCAUCUGGCCUUUGAUGUCACAGAGUUGACCUUUGACCUCCUCCAUGUGGCACGGUAACAUCACAUAACUCAGAGGAACGGUACAAUCUGAUUGAAGUUGUUUACAAUAUUAUUAUUAGAUAUUUUAUCAUCAAAAUUGUAGAUAAAAAAAGAAAAUGUAACUAUGCUAGACAGCUAUUUGGUUUAUUAAAAAUAGUAAAACCCUUAAAUGUGCCAUAAAUAAAUUGUGAAACUUUUUUAAAAUUUGUAAAAUGAAAGCAGGUGAUAUUCUAUAUUUUUAUAAUUGUCAAUAAAUCCGAUGAAACGACCAAAACCUACAAUGUGUCCAUUUCUCUGUACUUUCUGACUCCCCCCUGUGGCACGCAGUCUCAAGCCUUUUGACUCAUACAGAAGAGGACUUUUUUUUUUUUUUUAAAGCAUUCAUGAAUGAAUAGUUUUUUAAAAGGACAAAUAAUUUCCUACAACUGGGAGCCACUAAAGUUUAUAGCAAACAUCACUCAAACUUGAGUAAAUAGUCUAUUUGUUAUGGAUUAUUUCCAACUGCAGAUUUAAUGCUCUAGUGAGCAUCUCUGGCAGCGGGACGGUGUUUGUGGUAUCGAUUCAAGAUAAAUACAAUGCCCUUGUUUGUGAUAAUGAUGGAACAUGCAAACAAGUGCAACAGUGUGGCUCAUUGAUGUAUUUUGGACAACAAUGAUGGUCUAUGCCACAGAGGAAUAAGUUAUAUCAGAGUUUGCAUACACAGGCAAUACUUAUAAGUAGGAUCCAUUCAUUGUUGUUUUCUGGCUUUUCAUCAGAUUUGUUGACAAUACAACAGAAUAUCACCAGACUCAGACUCUUUGCCUCUACUCUGCAUUGUGACAGGAAAUAAAGUGGUCUUACUGUAGUUCUGAGAAAUACUAGAACAUACAGUAAGAAAUCUUUGUGUACUUUGUGGUUACAUAAGGCAAUGAUUAUGGCUAAAGAUCCUGAAUAGGUGUGAAACAAAAGGUUGAGCAAACUUGGACAAUGGUAACAUUAUCAACAAAGAUCUCUUUUUAAUGCAAUCAUUGAGUGAUGUGUUUAGGUAAAUAACAUGUUGAAGGAAGAGAGGAACACUUUUCACUGAGACCAAAACAGAUUUCUAUGAUAACAGAACCAAUAAUGACAUUACAAACAUAUUUGAUACUGGUAUUUAUUGCCAAAUGUUGUUCUAUUUUGUAAUAAACAUUCUGUCAAAAUCA